CGGGAGGGAAAAGAAGAGAAGAGGAGGGGGCUGUGGUGAGCUGUCAUCCCCCGAGGGGGAAGGCGCUGUCUUCUCCACCCAGUGCUUUUUUUUCUUUCCCAUUUUUCUUUAUCGGUAUUCCUUGCCCCUCUGCCUCCCACCCUCCGCUCUCCCUGCACGGUACCCACUUCAUGAGUCGGGGCCCGGGUUCCGGAAGGCGGCAGCAGCUGUAGCGGCUGCGUUUGUAGCAGCCGUCGGUCGUGAGGUAUCUCAUAGCCUAGGCGGCUGCCGGUGGGACUCCUCCGCCGCCUGGCCGGCCGCCCGGAUUGAGCUUGGCUGCUGCCUCUGGGGGCCUCGGGCACUUUUCUUCCUUCCCCGCGGGACGCGAGCUGCUGAGCCGAGGAGCGGGCGUCAGCGGAAGGGCGUGCGGUCGUCGCACUCCGUAUUAUCCUUCUUUGGGGGUUCGAUACUUUUUUCAUUUUUCGGAAGGGAGGGUGAGCGACCUAGGAGGUGGGCGCCGCCCCCGCCAGUCCAGAGGUCCAGCCGCCUGUUUGGCCGAGCCGCCGUCCUCCUCCCACCCCCUGGGGCCGGCCCGGGAGCGAGCCAGGAGCCGAGAGGAUGGAGGAGAAGUACCUGCCCGAGCUGAUGGCGGAGAAGGACUCGCUGGACCCCUCCUUCACUCACGCGCUGCGGCUGGUGAACCAAGAAAUUGAAAAGUUUCAAAAAGGAGAAAGCAAGGAGGAAGAAAAGUACAUUGAUGUUGUGAUUAAUAAAAACAUGAAGUUGGGGCAGAAAGUUUUAAUUCCUGUAAAACAAUUCCCCAAGUUUAACUUCGUUGGAAAACUUUUGGGUCCACGUGGCAAUUCACUGAAGCGUUUACAGGAAGAAACUUUGACCAAAAUGUCCAUUCUUGGAAAAGGUUCCAUGAGAGACAAAACAAAGGAAGAAGAGUUAAGAAAAAGUGGAGAAGCAAAGUACUUCCACCUAAAUGAUGAUCUGCAUGUUCUCAUUGAAGUUUUUGCCCCUCCAGCAGAAGCAUAUGCUCGAAUGGGACACGCUUUGGAAGAAAUUAAAAAGUUUCUCAUUCCUGAUUAUAAUGAUGAAAUCAGGCAAGCACAGCUCCAAGAAUUGACAUACCUGAAUGGUGGUUCAGAAAAUGCCGAUGUUCCUGUUGUUCGUGGAAAACCACCAAUGAGAACAAGGGGAGUGCCAGCUCCUACAUUAUCCAGGGGAAGAGGAGGUGUUGCACCCCGACCAGCAGGUGUGCCGAGAGGUGCACCAGCUCCCAGAGGAGUCCCUCCUAGUCGGGGUCCAGUCAGCCGAGGUAGAGGACUUCUUACCCCCAGAGCACGAGGAGUUCCCCCAACAGGAUACCGGCCUCCUCCCCCACCACCAACACAAGAAACAUAUGGUGAAUAUGAGUAUGAUGAUGGAUAUGGAACUGCUUAUGAUGAGCAAAGUUAUGACUCCUAUGAUAACAGCUAUAGUACCCCAGCACAAAGUGGUGCUGAUUACUAUGAUUAUGGACAUGGACUUAGUGAAGAGACUUAUGAUUCAUAUGGACAAGAAGAGUGGACUAAUUCAAGACAUAAGACACCUUCAUCAAGGACAACAAAGGGAAUCUACAGAGACCAGCCAUACGCCAGAUACUGAUUGUACUGUCUGAUGUUGUGAAAUAUCCAAUCUCCACCAGUCCUGUAUACUGUUCAAAGUAAUUUUUUUCUAUGAACAAUCCCUUUUUAAUAAAUCAAAGCGCUUAAAAUCUGAAUGGAUGGACUGAACUUAAAUUACUUUGUUGAAACAACAAACUGGGCAGAAAGACAUGUAAAACAAGGAACUUUGUUAUUGCCAGUCUGUAUAUGAAAAAUAGGAGAUCAAAAGAAAAAAAUAACCUUUGAUUAACUAGUGUUAAACAAAAAUUAGGUUUACUAAACAUGUUAAUCCAUUCUCUUAACAUAAGCCUCACCUUUCCUUUUAAAGGUUGUCCACAGAAUUUAGUUCUUUCAACCAUAUGCUAGUUUUUUUCUCUUGCAAAGAUGUGUAAAAAGGGAAGCCAAUUACAAAUGCAAAUAAUGUGGUAUUCUUUUGUAACUCAAGUCUUGAAAUGUUCUGUAGUGUUAAGCAAAGUCUCUUCUUGCUUGAUACUAAAUAAACUUUUGAAAGAAAA
Antechinus flavipes (yellow-footed antechinus) is the source of this 2146-nucleotide messenger RNA. It is a transcript of the gene KHDRBS3, whose product is annotated as KH RNA binding domain containing, signal transduction associated 3. The coding region runs from base 598 to 1632 and encodes 344 amino acids. The transcript has 9 exons. Gene Ontology annotation, cellular component: nucleus. NCBI's taxonomy places the organism in Eukaryota, Metazoa, Chordata, Mammalia, Dasyuromorphia, Dasyuridae. Gene Ontology annotation, molecular function: mRNA binding. The record is from RefSeq and is a predicted model, not a curated record. Gene Ontology annotation, biological process: regulation of alternative mRNA splicing, via spliceosome.